GCAGAAGCCCAACUUAGGGUUUGCUCCCUUCUCGCUGCCGUCUCGCUCUCUCUAUGCCGCCGCCACGGUUUUGUCUCCCUCACCACCGGUGGCCACGCACACACAGCUGGUGACUGAACACAGCAAGCCACGCCGCCGUCCACCGGAGGCUUCUCUCGACGAGCGCCCGUCUCCCUCGUCCUCUACCACGCCCGUACUGUCCUGUGCUGCUGCAUCGCAGAGCGCACCCAGGAGCCAGUGCAGGCGCUCGGGGCGCGCCUCCUGCCGAGGCCACACGAGGCGGGGCUAGGGCGACGACCCCGGCCUCCGCUGCUCCACACACCAAGGCACAGCGGUGCAGCAGGUUGCAGAUUCCUGUUCUUCAGUGCGCAAGAGCAAUCGUACGAAAGGUGCGGACACAGUCUGUUUCCAGAACAAGCUAGGGGUGUUUCAUCUUAUUCGGGAAGCCCCCGUCAAGCCCUGUGGUUGAGGGAAAAUAAAACUAAGAGCUUGCGGUAGAGAUGGUGAAGGCAGCAGCAAGGGUUCGCUAUGAGCCUGGACCAGCUUUUGAGGAGGUCAAAGAAGAACCCAUGCUUGACAUAUCGCCAACAGACUCAACAGAGUUUUGGCUAAUACAGUGGCCUAAAGAUCAGUUAGAUGCUUCUGAUUUCCAUGGUAAAGAGCUUUCUCUUAAGCUGAACGAGGAUGGAAACUUGGGCAAUUUGGAGAGUUCCUCAGGGAAAUCUUAUGAGCUUGUCAGCUAUGCAGCCCAGCAGCCAGAUGCAACUGUCUUUCAACCGUCAGGAUCAGAAAUAAAACCUGUGGGGAAGAUAUCACGGCGAGUUUGCUUAGUUCGUUAUCCCGAACCUGAGGAAUUAGUUAAACCAAAUUUUGGGGGUCUUACUCCUAGCAGUAAGAUAUCUGCAGGUUCUUCUAGGAAGACUAAGUCUCGGUUCACUAGCGCAUCAAAGAACCGGAGCAGCCAAGGCUCGGCCCGUUCACUGGGCCAAUGGAGCGCAGAGCCAACUCCCAAACACAAGCAGAAGAGAAAUUAUGAAAGCAGCCUGGGGCACUCAAACAUGUCAGGCAAGGUGUCCCAAGGAUCUCAGGCACCUGGCGCGCAGAGCAACACGACUUCGGAGAUGCCACAGUCUUCAUCGGAGAAAUCAAAGAAGAAAAAGAAGGUUAAGAUCGUGGAGUAGUAGUGUCGCCUUGGCAAGGAGAUCAAUUUUCCCCGAACUAUCAGCUGCUAAGGAGCUGUGCAGGAAAUACGGGUUUGUAGUUCCUUCGUGCGUCCCUGGGUCUCAAUUUUGUUGACGCAGAACAUAUUUCUGGAGUGUUAGGAGGUGUUUGUGGGAGUUGGGAGAUCCCGUUGCAUGGUGCUGGAACUGGAAUACCGCUGUGCUGUGUACCGUUCUGCCUGUUCCCGUCCGUGUAGCGUGUACUGAAAGCAACAAGCCUCGACGAUUUGCAAUCUAAAAUAUUUGAUUACAAUUA
Messenger RNA from Panicum hallii, 1476 nucleotides. RefSeq names its product mediator-associated protein 2. NCBI's taxonomy places the organism in Eukaryota, Viridiplantae, Streptophyta, Magnoliopsida, Poales, Poaceae. The transcript has 8 exons. The record is from RefSeq and is a predicted model, not a curated record. Bases 501 to 1181 code for a protein of 226 amino acids.